Molecule: messenger RNA, 6799 nt
Organism: Scatophagus argus
Lineage: Eukaryota; Metazoa; Chordata; Actinopteri; Scatophagidae
Gene: abcc5
Product: ATP-binding cassette, sub-family C (CFTR/MRP), member 5
Exons: 29
Coding region: 750-4967 (1405 amino acids)
Biological process (GO): transmembrane transport
Cellular component (GO): membrane
Molecular function (GO): ABC-type transporter activity; ATP binding; ATP hydrolysis activity
Source: RefSeq, a predicted model, not a curated record
GGUCACCGACCAUAAGCAGCCUUAUGCUUUGUAUUUGUGCUCGUUUCCGGUGUGAUGCUCGGAGGACAGUUUGUUUUGUAACAGCAGCAUCACAUGCUUUUAUUGUGGAGGGUUUUUAUUGUGUUUUUGUAUCUGAUACUCUCACACACAGCAGCUCUGGGGUCUCUGCAGUAUUUGUUGGCCGGUUGCAGUAUUUCUGUUAUAUUUGUCUUACUGACUGGCUUGUGUUUGUCUUGUAGUACAUCGUCAUCACAGUACUGCGUCUAGUAACGACUUUAUUGAGAUAUAAUUGUUUUACAGUGUGUCUGCUUGUUGUGUUUUUAAAGUGUCGCUGUGUACCUGCAGUAUUUAUACUGUAAGUACACUCACAGACCCGUGUUUUACUGCAUGAUAAGUACCACAGUAUGUCUAUAAUAUUCCUCUCAUUUUUACUGUCAUGUACAACUCUCUGUUUGCAGUAAGAGUAUUAUAUUCCUUAUGAAGUACUGCAGAAAUACAUACCUGUUACAUUUUGGAGUAUUAAUACCAUAACUCUGCAGUUUUACAUGUUUUUUCAUAUCAAGAUGAAAAUGCUGGUUGUGAAUUUAUUUGAGUCUGGAGACGAAGAAUUUGUCUCAGCAGUUUGUCUCUUUCUGUCUUUCGUCGUCGUGUCUCCGUGACAUCCAAACAGACUUUUAUUUUGCUGUGUCGCUGGCAGAGCUUCCUGUUGGAGAGUCGGGGGUCAGAGGUCACAUGUUGUCUGAUAGAAGAUGAGAGAACAUGACGGUGGACGCGGCGAGCCGGAGUCUCUCCAGUCGUCCUGCAGCGCUGCUCCGGGGUCAGAGGUCAGACUGCAGCAGGAGCUCCAGAAUGUAUUGGAUCUGUGUGAGGACAGAUCUGCUGGUUGCCACGGUGAAGAGCUGGAGGAGGGCGGGGCUAAAGAUGGAGAGAAAGACAGGUGUGAUCAUCCAGUUGACAUCGCAGGUCUUUUCUCCUUCAUGACGUUUCAUUGGCUCACUCCUCUGGUCGUACACGCCCGCAGGAAGGGACAGCUCCUAUUGGACGACAUCUGGCCCGUGUCACCGCGGGAAGGUUGUCAUGCCAACAGCCUAAGGUUGGCGUCUCUGUGGGAGGACGAGCAGAGGUCAAAGGGCAGCGAUGCGUCCUUGUGUCUGGCGGUUUGGUCUUUCUGUCGGACUCGCCUGCUCCUCUCCAUCCUCUGUCUCGCCGUGACGCAGCUGGCAGGAUUCAGUGGUCCGGCGUUUGUGGUGAAGCGUCUGCUGGAGUACACCCAGCAGGAGGAGGCAGAUCUGGGCUACGGGCUGCUGCUGGUGCUGGGCCUCCUGACCACAGAGCUGGUUCGGUCCUGGUCUCUGGCUCUGACCUGGGCUCUGAACUACAGGACAGGAACCAGGCUGAGAGGGGCCAUCCUCAGCCUGGCCUUCCGCAAGAUCCUGAAGCUUCGCAGCGUCCGGGACAAGUCCGUGGGACAGUUGGUGAACAUGUGUUCCAGUGACGGUCAGAGGAUAUUUGAGGCCGCAGUCGUGGGCAGUCUGUUAGCAGGGGGCCCCCUGGUGGCCGUGCUCGGCGUCGCCUACAACCUGUUUGUGUUGGGGCCGACGUCUCUGCUGGGAUCGGCUGUCUUCAUCCUCUUCUACCCCACCAUGAUGUUCAGCUCCAGACUGACGGCGUAUUUCAGGAGAAAGGGCGUGGCCGUCACCGACAGGCGAGUGCAGAAGAUGAACGAGAUCCUCAGCUACAUCAAGUUCAUCAAAAUGUACGCCUGGGUCAAAGCCUUCGCCCAGGACGUCCGCAGAAUCCGUGAUGAGGAGCGAGGGAUCUUGGAGCUGACAGGUUACUUCCAGAGCAUCACUGUGGGCGUGGCUCCCAUAGUCGUCGUCAUCGCCAGCGUGGCAACAUUCUCCACCCACAUGUUGCUAGGAUACGACCUGACAGCAGCCCAGGCCUUCACUGUGGUGACGGUGUUUAAUGCUAUGACCUUUGCCCUGAAGGUCACUCCGUUCUCCGUCAAGUCUCUGUCUGAAGCUUCAGUGGCCAUGGACAGAUUCAAGAGUCUCUUCCUGUUGCCGGAGGUCGAGAGCGUCCGUGCGUCACCUGGCGAUCCCCACGUCGCCGUGGAGAUGUGUGGCGCUAGUCUAGCGUGGGAGGGGGGCGGACAGAGCGCUCAGCCCAGCCCAUGUGUCCGGACAUCCAGCAGACGUCGGCAGCACAGGGCCAAGCGUGAAGACACAGCGGUUCUCCAGGAGGACGAGGAGGAGGAGGAGGAGCAGGGGAAGUUGGUGACCGGUUCCCUGCUGAGGGUGGGAGGAGACGUAGCCUGUAGUCAAGAGGAGGAAGACGGGGAGGAGGAGGAGGCCUGUCCUCCCCUCCUGCCUGUCCCCCCUGUCUGCCAAAGACUUCAGAGCACCCUGAACUGUAUCAACCUGAGUGUUCAGCAGGGGAAGCUGGUUGGUGUCUGUGGAAGUGUAGGCAGUGGAAAAACCUCCCUGAUCUCCGCCAUCUUAGGACAGAUGACUGUGCUGGAGGGCAGCGUGGCUGUCAGGGGACGGCUGGCCUACGUGGCUCAGCAGGCCUGGGUCCUGAACGCAACACUGAGAGACAACAUCCUGUUUGGACAGGAGUACCAGGAGGACAGGUAUCAGUCCGUGCUGAGUGCCUGCUGCCUCAGACCAGAUCUUGCCCUUCUGCCCAAUGCUGACCUUACAGAGAUCGGUGAGCGCGGCGCCAACCUGAGCGGCGGGCAGCGCCAGCGAAUCAGCUUGGCCCGUGCCCUCUACAGUGACCGGGACGUUUACAUCCUGGAUGACCCGCUCAGCGCUCUCGACGCCCACGUUGCCAACCACAUCUUUCGCAACGCCAUCAGGAAGCAGCUUCGCCACAAGACCGUCAUCUUCGUCACCCACCAGCUGCAGUACUUGGUGGACUGUGAUGAUGUCAUCCUGAUGAGGGAAGGUAGUAUAGUGGAGCACGGUAACCAUGACAACCUGAUGAAACUGAACAGAGACUACGCGACCAUGUUCAACCACUUCCAGCUGGGGGACACUCCUUUCGUGGAGGCUCCCAGCAGGAAGAAAGGCAGCUCCCAGAGGAAAUCAGCAGACAUUAAACCAGGAUCAGUGAAGAAGAACGCACCUGUCGUCAAGGAUAACGGGGAGGAGCAGCCGUGUGGGGGUGUGGCCUGGCCCGUGUUCCGCCUCUAUAUGGCAGCGUGUGGUGGCUCCGCCUCCUGCCUGGUGAUCCUGGUUCUGUUCGUUCUCAAUGUGGGGAGCUCCGCCUUCUGCCAAUGGUGGCUCAGCUACUGGAUCAACCAGGGCAGCGGGAACACCACGGUAACCCAGGGCAACAGCUCGGCGGUGAGCUCCAGCAUUAGGGACAAUCCCAUGAUGCAGCACUACGCCGCUGUCUACGCUUCCUCCAUGGGAAUCAUGCUGCUGUUCAAAGUGCUCAGAGGCAUCGCCUUCGUCAAGGGGACUCUGCGUGCCUCCUCUAAGCUGCAUGACCAGCUCUUCCACAAGAUCCUCCGCUGCCCCAUGAAGUUCUUUGACACCACGCCCACAGCACGAAUCCUCAACCGCUUCUCCAAGGACAUGGACGAAGUCGACACUCGUCUGCCCUUCCAGGCUGAGAUGUUCAUCCAGAACGUGAUCCUGGUCUUCUUCUGCCUCGGUGUCAUCAGCUGUGUUUUCCCAUGGUUCCUUGCAGCAGUGGGUCCCCUUGUGUUGCUGUUUGCAGCGCUGCACAGCGUCUCCAGGGUCUUCAUCCGGGAACUGAAGCGUCUGGACAAUGUGACAAUGUCACCCUUCAUGUCCCACAUCACCUCCAGUGUCCAGGGCCUGACCACACUGCAGGCCUUCGACAGGGGCCGCGACUUCCUCAACAGGUACCAGGUUCUGCUGGACCAGAACCAGGCUCCAUUCUAUUUGUUCAGCUGCGCGAUGCGUUGGUUGGCAGUGCGUCUGGACAUCAUCAGCGUGGCUCUGAUCAGCCUCACCGCCCUCAUGAUAGUCCUGAUGCACGGACAGAUCCCUCCUGCCUACGCUGGCCUCGCCAUCUCCUACGCAGUCCAGUUGACAGGAUUGUUCCAGUUCACAGUGCGUUUGGCCUCUGAGACUGAAGCUCGCUUCACCGCGGUGGAGAGGAUCCAUCACUACAUCCAGUCCCUGACCCAGGAGGCCCCAGCUCGGGUCAAAGGUUGCGCCCCUCCGGCCGACUGGCCCCAGCAGGGGGAGGUGGUGCUCAGGGAGGUGGACAUGAGGUACCAGGAGAACCUCCCUCUGGUUCUCAACAGGAUCUCCUGCACUAUCCGGCCUAAAGAGAAGGUCGGCAUUGUUGGCAGAACCGGAUCAGGGAAGUCGUCCCUGGGUGUGGUUUUGUUCAGGUUGGUGGAGCGCUGUGGAGGCUCCAUCCUGAUCGACGGCAUUGACAUCAGCGACAUCGGACUGGCCGACCUCCGUAGCAAGCUGUCGAUCAUCCCGCAGGAUCCGGUUCUGUUCAGUGGGACAGUCAGGUUCAAUCUGGACCCCUUUAACCAGUAUGGCGAAGAGCAGAUCUGGGAUGCCCUGGAGAGAAGCCACAUGAAGGAGUGUGUGUCCCAGCUGCCCCUGAAGUUGGAGUCGGAGGUGGUGGAGAACGGAGAAAACUUCUCAGUGGGAGAGAGACAGCUGCUGUGUGUCGCCAGAGCUCUGCUGAGACAGUGCAAGGUCCUCAUCCUUGAUGAGGCGACGGCGGCCAUGGACGCAGAGACGGACGCUCUGAUCCAGGAGACCAUCAGGAGUUCGUUUCAGGACUGCACCACCCUGACCAUCGCCCACCGGCUCCACACCGUCCUCGCCUCAGACCGCAUCAUGGUGCUCAACCAGGGACAGGUGGUGGAGUUUGAUGAACCGUCCAAGCUGCUGGCCAAUGAGAACUCUCGGCUGUGCUCCAUGCUGGCCGCCGUGGAGAACAAGAUCUCCGUCCGAGGAUGAAGAGGAGGACGAAGACGGACAGACUGGCCGACUGUAAAUGUUUGUUUCACGGGACAGAGCUGAGGUCAGAGGUCUGACUCACUCGCAACACACUUUGACUUUUAACAACUGAUCUGAAGGUGCUGCAACUGUUCCUGUACUGUAAAGGUUAUUAAUCCACUGUAUAUACUGUCCGGUCACUCAUCAUCAUCAUCAUCAUCAUCAUCAUCAUCACACUGACUUACUGCUGCUGUUCUUCCACCAUGAGGACAUGUCCGUGUGACCUGAUGUGAAGCACGUCUGUGUUUGAAGGUCGUGAUGACCUGGCACCACCUGAUUGGACGUUUGCAGAGGGUCAGGAAGUCAAAGGUCGGACUCCAGUGGGAUUGUUUUUGUAAAAUAAUAAUAAUAACAAUAACAUCAAGCAGUUUACAGAGUCUUCAGACUGGUUUUUCACAGUGAGUUUUCCCUCACUGAGCAGUCGUCUCAGGCGGACUGUGGACUCAAAGUGUUUCCUCACAGUCACGUUCACUUUAUACUCUGAUGGAUUCGUUUUUUAAUGAGGGAUGUUGAAAGAGAAGAAGUUCGGUUUGCUGGGCGUAUUAUGAUAUUAAACAAAGUCAACGCCAGCUUGAAACACGAGACCUGACGCGCUGCCUUUCGGUUGGUGGGAUUUAUGAAUUGUACUUAUUGUUGCCUUUGACUCAGUCGUGAGAGCAGGACUGAGAGGCUGACAGGAAGUGCGGAGGCGACAGGUUACAGGAAGGACCACCGUGACGCCUGCCUCGACUUUUUCAAGUGCGGUAUGACCACGACAAAGACAACGUGGACGGAUUGUGAACGGAGCAAAAAUACCACCCAGCUGAGAGUCUCCAAGUGCAUGUAAAUAAGAUGAACGCAAUAAAAAGAAGGUUUGGUUUCUGUGAAUGUUGAUGUGGCUUCACUGGAAACAAUCACCUCAAGUGAAACCUCAGGUGCGUCCUGCAGGUGUGUACAUUUUUCUCUCUUUUCUUUUGAAAAUGUGACAAUUUCUUCCCGUCAGUCUGUUAGCUGCUGUUUGAAAGUGUUUCUGGUUUCGUGGUGUUGCUGCUGUAAAAAAGCCUCGUGUCGGACUGGACUCCAACGUCUCGCUUGUCCUCGUGUCUCUCAGAGGAACCUGAUGGACAAAACCGUCAGAGUAAAGGAAUGACAGAGCUGAACGCAGCUCAGCACAGAGGAAGUGAAAGGUUCAGUCAUGUGGUUUGUCACAUGACAGCAUCACUUUGUCUCGCGGCUCAGCGGGCGUCUGCUGUAUCGUCCUCACAGCCUUAUAGCAUGACUUCAUAACUGCCUUGUUCGCGGUGGGGGGGUCCUCUAGAAUGUUGUCAAUAAAGUUAUUUUAAAAUGAAACGUUUGUGUUAGCUGAUACAUAAUAAACAGCCCAACAGUUUGUGUCCUUCAUACACUGAAAACUUGUGUCUGGUUUCUUUAUUUAAACUUGCUCUCUUGAUCUGUGAGCUGCUGCUUUUGCGUUGAAGUAAAUGAAUGAAUGAGUAAGUGAAUCAGCUGAGUGCUGACCCUGAAUCAGCGUCUGUAUUGAUCUGUUGCUGCUGUCUUACAUUAGAAACUUCAGUUUGAAAAGUUACAAAGCAGACUUUCACUUACUGCAUUUUAUUUUUAAUAAUUAAUAUUAAUGUGAUAACCUUAGUGAAUAUAAUUCGGUUUAUCGUUAUUUAUUUGUUUUGCUUUGGGGGCCUAGGCUACUGAUCAAUGACUACAUUACAGCUGCUUAUUCAUUUUCUCUGAUUUGUUUUUAAUUGUAGUUUUUGUGUGAAGCACUUUGGUCAGAAUCUGUUCAAUAAAAAGCCUAACCA